Trachymyrmex septentrionalis is the source of this 2013-nucleotide messenger RNA. RefSeq names its product alpha-soluble NSF attachment protein (gene alphaSnap). The transcript has 5 exons. Bases 222 to 1100 code for a protein of 292 amino acids. Lineage: Eukaryota; Metazoa; Arthropoda; Insecta; Hymenoptera; Formicidae. Gene Ontology annotation, cellular component: SNARE complex; vacuolar membrane. Gene Ontology annotation, molecular function: syntaxin binding; soluble NSF attachment protein activity. The record is from RefSeq and is a predicted model, not a curated record. Gene Ontology annotation, biological process: intracellular protein transport; SNARE complex disassembly.
UCUAGUGCAGUCUAGUGCAGUCUAGUGCAGUCUAGUGCAGUCUAGUGCAGUCUAGUGCAGUCCAGUGACGUCGUGAGGGACGAAGGGGGUGGAAGGGAAGACGUGGUGGUGAGAUCAGGUGAAAUCUAUUCACUAUUGAGUUGAUGAAUCUGGACGCUUGAGUGGGUUUCGCAUUCGGGGAAAAAACAAUCGGGCCGACAUAAUCGUCGAUCACCAUCGAGAUGGCUGAUAACGAACAGAAGGCCUUACAACUGAUGGCGGAGGCCGAAAGGAAGCUGUCGUCGUCGAAGGGCUUCUUCGGCGCUCUGUUUGGGAGUUCGUCGAAAGUUGAGGAAGCAGUAGAAUGUUACCAACGGGCAGCGAACAUGUUCAAGAUGGCAAAGAAGUGGAGUUCAGCAGGCAAGGCGUUUUACGAUGCAGCAGAUUUACAUUCGAAGGCGGGUAGCCGUCAUGACGCGGCUAAUAAUUACGUAGACGCUGCCAAUUGCUUCAAAAAGUCCGAUACAAACGAGGCAAUCAGUUGCCUGUUGAAAGCUAUCGAGAUUUAUACCGACAUGGGUCGUUUUACGAUGGCAGCUAAACAUCAUCAAAGUAUAGCCGAAAUCUACGAAAGCGAAGCGGUUGAUUUGGAGCGCGCGGUACAUCAUUACGAGCAAGCUGCGGAUUAUUUCCGCGGUGAGGAAAGUAACUCCUCUGCAAACAAGUGUCUUUUAAAAGUCGCGCAGUACGCCGCGCAACUUGAGAAUUAUGAUAAAGCCAUUCAGAUCUACGAGCAGGUCGCUUCUGCAUCAUUAGAAAGUUCUUUACUAAAAUAUAGCGCCAAGGAAUACUUCUUUCGUGCUGCGUUAUGUCACUUGUGCGUGGAUUCGUUAAAUGCUCAACAUGCGAUUGAGCGUUAUCAGGAACAAUAUCCUGCUUUUCAAGACGCUAGAGAAUGUAAACUGGUAAAGACAUUGAUAGAGCAUUUGGAGGAUCAAAAUCUAGAAGGUUACACAGAAGCAGUGAAGGAAUACGAUUCAAUUUCAAGAUUGGAUCAGUGGUAUACAACAGUAUUGUUACGUAUAAAAAAGCAAAUUAAUGAUAAUCCGGAUCUGCGCUGAUCAGUUGUUUCUUACUUGUGUUAUUUUUUGGUAACGAUAUUAUUUUCAGACCAUGCGUAUUCGUUACUGAGCCACGCUCUACUUUCAGUGGAAACUAUAAAGUAGUUUCGUUUUUAUAUCCGGAUAUGUAAUCGCCCAUAUUAUAUUGCUCCCUCGUGCUUUCAAUAAUUUUUGUUAUUUAUCUCUUUGUAUCUUUUAAAUUAUUAAGAGUAUCCAUGAAAUUAUGGAGAAUCACGGUAUGCAAGAAUGUGAGAGACGAUUAUUUCGAACGUCGUAAUUCUCGUGAUUAUGUUUUUAUUAAUGAAAUAUAUAUACAGCUUUACCUUGUUAGGUACAUUGGCGAGUAUUAUAUAUCAAGAAUGUUGUGGUUUUUGUUAUAAAAUAAUAGCCUAGAAAAUCUUUACUUCUCUUGUGCAAUUUAUACAUCUUGUUUUCUUUAAAAAAAAAUCGAUAUUCUUACUAUGAAUUGCAACAUUAUUACAGACUUUGGGUUUAAAAGCCUAACAGAAUAACAGACUACAAAGAACAUACUGGAUUGAUAAAUUUCUUAUUUAUUCUUUCCUGCCCAUCAUAAUUUUAACAAAUGUUUUUGUCCAAUUAUAUUUUCCUCUCUAAUUUAAGAGCAGGAGGAGCAAGUCUUGUAGUACAUUAUUUGAAUGUAUGUAAUCUGUAUGUAUUGAAGAAUCUUUUUUUGUUUCUUUAAAAUUUAAUACGAUUUCACUUUUUUUGAUUUUUUUUUUUUCGAUAUUUUACAGCGAAGAAAUUACGAACAAAUAUGACCGUCAUCAUUUGUCACUCUUGCACUGCCAAAGUAUUUAGAUAACAAGAUAGUGUACGUCUAAUUGGUAUAAUUCAUCAUUUUCUCUUAGUUCUCUCCUGCCUCUGGCCUUUUCUGUCUUGCGUUUGUCUGAUU